AUGGCGGAACUCACUCUUCACAACUCAAUCCGGGAGAAGAUGCUCCGCGAUGAGGUAGCCUACACGCUGUCCGUGAAGCUUGUUCGCAGCGUUGAGCUUCCGAUGAUGGCGAAGACCGCGGGAUUUGAUGGUAUUCUCAUCGACAUGGAGCACUCAACCUUUGACUUGGACACGACCAGUCAGAUAUGUAUUGCAGCUCUUUACGCCGGCAUUUCACCCAUAGUCCGCGUCCCAUCCAAAGACCCCUUCUUCGUCUCUCGGGUACUUGACGGAGGUGCCAUGGGCGUUAUAGUCCCACACAUCCGCUCUGUGCAAGACGCCAAAGAUGUGGUAGCCGCCGCCAAAUUUCAGCCUCUUGGGCAUCGCUCCUCGACGAACAAUAUGCCACAAUUCCAGUACCGACACCUCGCCGCCAAGGCAAUGAGUCCUGUGUGCAAUCGCGAAACCCUCGUCAUCCCCAUGGUAGAGACGCUCGAAGCAGUCGAAUGUGUUGAAGAGCUAGCCGCCAUUGACGGCGUUGACAGUCUACUGAUCGGCACCAAUGACAUGUGCGCCGAGCUGGGUAUUCCAGGACAAUACGAGAGCCCGCAGCUACUCGAAGUGUAUGAGAAGACGAUUGACGCCUGCAAGAAGCACGGCAAAUGGGUUGGCGUAGGAGGCCUGCACUCAAGAUUAGACCUUGUGGAGAAGUUCUGCAAGAUGGGCGCGCGAUGGGUUAUGGCGGCGACAGAUGGACCGCUGCUACUCGGUGGAGCUACGAAGCGAGCAGGCGAGAUGGCACAACUGAACGCAAGGGUCAAGAGUUCUGCUGAGGCCACCCAGCCUGAGACGAACGGAGCCACUAUCGCGUCGACCAACGGAAUUAUCGAUGCAUUAAAAGAAAAGGCUAGUGUGACAGUAGAAGAAUUGAAGAUGAAUGAUCACGUCAACGGGCAUGGGAAUGUAUUAGCAAGCUCUUAG
Alternaria incomplexa is the source of this 960-nucleotide messenger RNA. RefSeq lists its product as uncharacterized. The coding region runs from base 1 to 960 and encodes 319 amino acids. Lineage: Eukaryota; Fungi; Ascomycota; Dothideomycetes; Pleosporales; Pleosporaceae. Gene Ontology annotation, molecular function: aldehyde-lyase activity. The record is from RefSeq and is a predicted model, not a curated record. The transcript is spliced from 2 exons. Gene Ontology annotation, cellular component: cytoplasm.